AUGGCUAUAGGUGGCAUCGAUAAACAAGAAACAGUCAGAUUGAGGAAACGACAGGCAAGACAAUUUGAACGUUCAAUGAAAGGAGUCAAAAAGUUUUGCUCAACACAAGGUUCUAAUAUUGUUUCAACAGCUUUGGAUGAAGACGAGACGCAUAUCAAUUUUUCCAAAACCAACCUGGCAACAGAAACACUUCUGACAAACCUGUCAUUUACAAUUACACCAACAACAUCAUUCGCUAAUCAAAAUUUACUGCAGUUACCAACAUUGGCAAAAGUUUGUGAUACAUAUCGAUUGUUUACACGAUCUGCUGCUGCUGUUGCUUCUGCCGUUUUAGUUGACGUAGGUCUGGUUUCAGAUGAAGACUCAACUCUAGUAAUAGACAAAAAUAAAGUACACAGAGCUGUAUCAAAGGCCAGAAAAAAUAUAUAUCAAAAUAUUAGCAAAGUUUCACUAAACAGCAUUUAUUUUGAUGGUCGAAAAGACAAAACACUAUAUGUAAGUACUCCUGAUCCAUCAGAAAGUUUGCAAAUACUUGUCGAAUAUGUAGUUAAGGUAUAUGCUCCUAUUUGGUUUUCAAUUAAACAAAAAACAUCUUUUAAAGAUGGAGCUAAGGAUAUUUUUAAUUUAAUUUUAUUCUCUCGAUAUUUACCACCAACAAAUCUAAGAACAAUUGUAGAUUCUGUAAUUGAGAGAAAUGCUUUUUAUGCACAUCCAGAAAACCUUCUUGUUAGUAUGUUAUUUGACGACAGAGACUAUAUUCGGGAACUAGCAUGUCGAAGAAUAAUAAAAGCUAGAAAUACUGACAAUGGUUUCAAACAGAGAAUAUUUAAAACACCGAAGCUUAACUUCUCUGCUAAAGAUUAUACUGAAAUUAUUUCGUGGCAGGAGUGUCAAGUUACACUACCACCUGUGCUUCGGGAUGUUACUAAUGACAAACUCAAAAAGAUGGCAAAAGAUGGAAGCCUUAAAAUUGUUGAUUUUCCUUGCCACACACAAUCAGUAGAGAGAUAUGUUAAACUGGUAACAGAAGCAUCACAGAGUGUGACUAAUGUUAAUUCGAGAGAUGGUUUCGUAAGAACCACGUUACAAAGUCGAGCUGAAUUUCCAAUUUUCGGACAUAAAAAUAAAUUUAAAUUUUAA
Helobdella robusta is the source of this 1140-nucleotide messenger RNA. RefSeq lists its product as hypothetical. The record is from RefSeq and is a predicted model, not a curated record. Bases 1 to 1140 code for a protein of 379 amino acids. NCBI's taxonomy places the organism in Eukaryota, Metazoa, Annelida, Clitellata, Rhynchobdellida, Glossiphoniidae. The transcript is spliced from 2 exons.